Adineta steineri is the source of this 1902-nucleotide messenger RNA. Lineage: Eukaryota; Metazoa; Rotifera; Eurotatoria; Adinetida; Adinetidae. The record is from the annotation of a GenBank genome assembly.
AUGGAAUCAAUUCUCGGUCGUGGUUAUUCAAUAAAUGAAGAAUCUGAUUUAAUUGAUCAAUAUUCACCAUUAUCAAGUACUAUUGAUGAAGAUAUAGAACAAGAUGAUGAUUUGUUCUAUCCAGAAGAAAAUAAUGUAGAACAAGAGGAAAAUAGUUCAUCAACUGUACCAACUAGUAAUGCGACACUUUCAUCGUCAUCUAUCGAUGAAAUUAGCGGAAUGGGUUUGGGUGCAUUUAAGCCACCACCAUUUAAAAUGGCUUCUGUUGAAGGAACACCGCCACCAACACCACUAAUUCCACGUCGUUUACUUGAUCCUAUAAAUAAUACAACAAAUGCUUUUCAAAUUAUGACAAUUAAUACUAAUUUACCCUUGACACCACCAAGAAGUGCAGAUCUUAAUAAUACAAAUUGGUCUAUGGGAACGGCAGCAAAUGAAAUUCGAAAUAAUAAUUCCUUAUUUUCACGUACUAUUGAUACUACACCUAAAACAACAACAGCUAAUUUAUUAGCACCAACAAGCAUUGAUCGAUAUCUUACUAGUCAACGUCGUUUAUCUGAUUCAGUAUUUACAUCAUCAUCAACACUUGAUCAUCCACUUGCUAUGCCAUCUCUUAAUACAACAACUACAAGCAGACAUCAAUCAACUUCAAUUCAACAUUCCGAUAAUAACAAUGAAACAAGUAAUUUAUAUUCAUAUAUGGAUCAUCUUGGCGAUGGAUUACCAUCACAUAUUAAUACAUCUUGUACACCAUCAACAACAUCAUGGUCAACAUUAAUUACUUCAAAUGGUACAACAAACGAUGAUACUAUAUCAUUUUCAUCUUUAUCUCGACCACGUAUUCAUAGUAAUUCAUAUGCACCUUCUACACCACAACUUAAUUUUAAACCUCUUCAACAAUCUUCACCACUUCAACCACCACCUCAUUUAGCGAGUUCACCAUUUCCACAACGUAUAAAUACAACAAAUUCUCUUUUUCAACCUAAUUCAAAUCUAACACCAACUAAUGGUCCAUUUAGUCAUUCUUCACCGUCAUUUCAUCCACAAUCACCUGCUACACAUCAAACUCAACAAUUAUUACCAAUACCUCAACAAGCACAACGUCCAUUAUGGCAACAACAACCGCCACACCCACCACCACCACCCCUUUCAUCUUCAGCACAACAACAAUCUCAACAGCAACAACAACAACAACAUCGUCCAUUACUCCCUAUAGGUAUGCCACCAAUGCCUCAUCUUCAACCAAUGCAACAGCAGCAACAACAACAACAACAACAGCAACAAUUUCAAGCAAAUGAUGCUUGGCUUUUAGCAGAAAUGACCGCAAUGUUACGUCAAAAUCAACAACAACAACAACAACAAAUGGCAGCUUUUAAUCCAACUAUAACUUUAAGUUCAGCAGCACAACAAAUUCUAGCAGCUAAUUCAAAUAAUAAUAAUCGUCCAUUACGUUCAGAAAAAAUUGACAUUGAAAUAAUUAAACAUUUGAUUCGAGAAGCAAGAUGGAAACGUCGAUGUGGCAUGAAAAAAGAAGUUUGUGUUUUUUGUCGUAAUAAUGGUGAAAAUGAACUUAUUUAUACAAGUCAUUCUUUAAAAGAUUCAGUUGGUAAUGUAACUUGUCCAAUUUUACGUGCUUAUCAAUGUCCUAUAUGUGGUGCAACAGGUGCUCAAGCUCAUACAAUUAAAUAUUGUCAAGCAGCUGGUGAUGAUAAUAAUAGACAUGUUGCUACUCCGUAUGAAAAAAUGAUUCGUACACAAUGCAUGCAAACAUUUGGUCUUGAUGAUAAUAUAACAGCAUCAAUGCCUGCAAUUUUUGGUCCAAUUGGUAGUAAUUCCCCAGCUGGUAGUCCUGCAUCCCUUUGGCCUGCAUUGACUGGUGGUUGGCCUGGUAAUAAUUUAUAA